Messenger RNA from Nicotiana attenuata, 1221 nucleotides. RefSeq names its product probable E3 ubiquitin-protein ligase RHY1A. The record is from RefSeq and is a predicted model, not a curated record. Bases 153 to 1016 code for a protein of 287 amino acids. The transcript is spliced from 4 exons. Lineage: Eukaryota; Viridiplantae; Streptophyta; Magnoliopsida; Solanales; Solanaceae.
GUAUUUAGUAACUGCCCAUCACGAAAAAAGUGAAUGUCCUUAAUUAGAGCUACUGGGAACUACAGUCCAAUUUGUUUAAUCACUAUCUCUGUCUUCUUCCUCCCAAUUUCUUCCCAAGGUGUAGAAGAGGACGCGUGGGAAUUGCAAUUUGCAUGACGAGUGCUUCGGAGCUAUUCUUCACUAGGAGGUCUCGUUACGGCCGAACCGAUCCCGAAUUAGGGUCCGAUUCAUUGCCGGGUCGAAUUUCUCACCCCCACAGCAUUCACAAUCGCCGCCGUCAUCAUAACCACCAGCAAGGCGGCAAUAAUAUCAGGCGUGAUCGCCUCGAUGCGAGCGGUUGUGAACCUCUGCGCCGCUCUCCUCACCGCCCUAGACGUUUCGCUCCUCCUGAGCGCGAAUCUAUUUGGCUUGACUCUGGGAGUAGCCAGGGUGCUUCAGAGAACAUCAGUCAUGCAGAAAACGGUAACAGGAUACGAGAUGGGAUGAGAACCUCUGGUAGUGAGCGACUCCCUGGUGCUGUACUACUUGCAAGGGAAAGGCUUUUGCAAAGGUUGAGUGGUGUAACCAUAUCUGGAAACAGGCGAAGUAACCGGAGCGCAACAAGCACCCAUCGCAACAACGUCACAUUUGAGGAUGAUUUUAGACUUGCCGAUGCUGGUGAUUGGGAAACAGAUAUUUCUAGGCAGUGGCUUGCUGGCACAGCCCCCGGCGCGGAUUCUCUGUGGAGAGAAAAAAACAAGAGACCCCCCGGUUUGAGUCAAGAAGCCGUGGAGUUACUGCAUAUUGGGGUUUUCAGCAACUCAGACAAGGGAGAUGAAGAAACACAUGCCACGGCGGUACUUGAAUGUAGCAUAUGUCUAGAUGCUUUCCUGGAAGGAGACAAGUUAAUAUGUUUACCAUGUGGGCAUAGGUUUCACCCUUGCUGCUUGGAACCAUGGGUACGGAGUUGUGGGGAUUGCCCAUAUUGUCGAGGAGCUAUACUCGUGACUUCUUGUAGAACCAAAGAAAGGUCGUGAUAUCCUUUUUUGAUUACUUUGACUUUUUGUUGUUUGAAUGGUAGUUUUCCAUAAAAUGAGUAGAACAGGAACGGACUUGAAUAAUUUAUUCUAUGGGUUUUUUGUUUCAUUUUGAUCUUACGGCCAAGAGAAGUUCUUGUACAAAGUGAUGACUACUGAGAUACAUAACAAGGAAACUAAUUGCAUUCUCUUAGGGACACCAUAA